GCGGCGGCGACGGCGGCGGGCGCUGCCGCCGCAACUGUCACGGCGGUUGCUCAAAAUGAAGCAACAGUGUUGUUAACAACUCGACGCGGAACGGUGAACUGUUCAAACGCGUUCCAAUUUUGGAAAACGGGACUUUGACAUUCGAACUUUUACAAUUUUCUUUUUUUGAAUUCGAAAGUUUUUUGUGUUGCCACUUUUUAAUGACAAUGUUACCAAGUUCUAGGGGUGUUUAGAAAUUGUUCGGAUUGUUGUUGUGUUUUUGGACAAGAUGUCUCUACCAAACGGAGUGGACGUGUCUCAGCUGGUGCAGCACCCUGUACUUGCCGCGCUGCCGCCUUUCUUCCUCAGGGCUUCCGAGAGAUACCAGCGCACGCCGAAAUGCGCGCGGUGCCGCAACCACGGCGUGGUGUCGGCGUUGAAGGGCCACAAGCGAUACUGCCGCUGGCGCGACUGCGUGUGCGCCAAGUGCACGCUCAUCGCCGAACGGCAGCGCGUCAUGGCGGCGCAGGUGGCGCUGCGGAGGCAGCAGGCGCAGGAGGAGAACGAGGCGCGGGAGCUGAGUAUGUUGUAUGCUGGCCAGCCGCCGCAGCCGCACUACCCCGACAUGUCCGACGACUCGCCCGUUCAAAAACGCGCUCGCAUCACAGAAGUAUGUUCCAGCCCAUCGCCACCAUCAACAGAGACUCCAGCGGAAACCAAAACCCCUGCGCCCACUCCACCGCUGCACACUCCGCCCCCUCGGUCACCCUCGGAACACGAACUUAACGUCGAAGAGGAACUCGAAGACCAAUCCGAAACAUCCCUCACACCUGAAAAUCUCUCCAUGAAAGAACCUCGAGAGGAAGUCCCGGUCAAAAAGGAGGAAGAAGAAAAAUGGGAUAACCCAGAUUUCAAGUAUAAAAUGUUCAGACGUGACAGAAAGACUCCGGAGAAUGUUCCAGAAGAUUCUACACCAUUCCAGAAAUCCCCAGUUGAUGUCUUGAUAAAGGUGUUCCCACGACGCAGUCGACAAGAAAUUGAAACAAUUCUUUCGCGGUGUAAAGGAGACGUUGUCGCUGCCAUGGAGCUAAUGGUCAAUGGAGGCGACAACGCCACACCUUAUAGCUUGACACAGGAAUCUCCUCCUUACUUGCAAAAUUAUCAGUCGAAAUCUGCAUUCUCACCGUUAUCAAACCAUAGUUUCAAAUUCUCGCCUUCUAGAAGAUUCCUUACUCCACCGUACAGUGGUACCGGAUACUUACCGACUGUUAUCAGACCUCCUCCAGACUAUCUGUCGUCGUUUAUGCCCCACUCCGAACUGAUAUACGGAAGACAAAUGCACGUUCCCUCCCCUGGAACUUCUCCAGCUUCAGAUAAUACGAAUAACGAAGGAUUUUCCGACUAGGGGUACCUGAAAUACUGGACAGUAUUGUAGACAAAUACUGGCGUCGUUAUAAUAAUAAGCGGACAGUACGCGAUUGUUUAUUAAAAUGACAGUGAGAAGUUCAACGAAAACUUUUUUGAACGAACCUUUUGCAAGAUUACUCUGUUAAAAUGCCGUAAAAGUUUAAAUGGAGAUUUAUGCAAACCAUGUUUCGCUUCAAUCACAAGUAGAUUGAAAUUUUGCAAAGAACUUAUGAUUUUAUUAUUGAAUAUGAUUUU
This is a messenger RNA of Hyposmocoma kahamanoa, 1641 nucleotides long. It is a transcript of the gene dmrt99B, whose product is annotated as doublesex- and mab-3-related transcription factor A2. Gene Ontology annotation, biological process: regulation of transcription by RNA polymerase II; sex differentiation. The record is from RefSeq and is a predicted model, not a curated record. Bases 269 to 1384 code for a protein of 371 amino acids. The transcript has 4 exons. Gene Ontology annotation, cellular component: nucleus. Gene Ontology annotation, molecular function: RNA polymerase II cis-regulatory region sequence-specific DNA binding; DNA-binding transcription factor activity, RNA polymerase II-specific; protein binding. Lineage: Eukaryota; Metazoa; Arthropoda; Insecta; Lepidoptera; Cosmopterigidae.